AUGUACGUGGUGCCUCCGCCGCAGCGCUCCGAUCCGGGGUCAGGAUCCGGUGAUUUGCGGAUUUUGGAGGAGCAGGAGCUGCAAACACUCUCAGUGUCAGUCCUUGGUGAGGGAGGUGUCCCAUUGAAUUUUGAACUUGAUAGAGGAAUUUGUGGUGCUGCUGAAUUUGGCAAGUUAGAGGUGUUUUUGAAAAACAAUGAGGAAGCUAAAGUUUCACGAGAAGAAGCUUUUGAAGAAGGUUUAUGCCAUAUGGUUCAGAAGUUAGUAAACAUAUUGAAACAAAUAGACCCAAAGGAUCCUUUCCGGAUUGAUAUGACUGAUAAGCUUCUAGAAAAACUGCGGGGGCUCUCAACUGUUUUGGUGCGACUAAAAUUUGCAGAGCACUUGAAAAAAGAUGUCACAUACAUUGAGCAAGUUCCUAUAAGAGUUGGUCCGGAGUCAGUUACAGACCCAGCUUUCCUUGUAACUAGAAACAUGGAAGACUUCGUUACGUGGGUGGAUUCAUCCAAAAUAAAGAGAAAGGUGCUUCAGUACAAUGACAAAUUGGAUGAUUAA
Sphenostylis stenocarpa is the source of this 555-nucleotide messenger RNA. NCBI's taxonomy places the organism in Eukaryota, Viridiplantae, Streptophyta, Magnoliopsida, Fabales, Fabaceae. The record is from the annotation of a GenBank genome assembly.